CGGUACUUGCCCUUUAAAAGAGCGGGGGCCUGCGCCACACCGCGGGUAGCAAGACGCACGACUGCUUUCCUGGAGCAUCUUUAUCUCGUCUUCCAUCCGCAUCUCGCUCCACUGGUCCAGCUGUCAUCCUCUUGGCGCAGAUUCGGGCGAGCCCGGCCAUGCAGCCGGCUGUGCUUCUCGGCCUCCUGGGAGCCACGAUGGUGGCCGCGGUCAGUUCUAUGCCAGCGGAUAACAGGAACCACAGUGAAGAAAUGGUGACUCGCUGCAUCAUCGAGGUCCUCUCAAAUGCCCUGUCAAAGUCCAACGCUCCACCCAUCACUCCUGAAUGCCGACAAGUCCUGAAAAACAGUGGAAAAGAGGUUAAAGAUGAAGAGAAAAGUAAAAAUGAAAACACAAGGUUUGAAGUAAGAUUGUUAAGAGACUCAGCUGAUGCCUCAGAAGCCCGAGGGCCCUCCAGCAGGGAGGACACAGGAGUCCCAGGGGAGAUGGACACACAAGGCCCAUCAGUGGCCAACACAGAGGGAGGUGGGCACAGCCGAGAGGGAGCAGGCGAGUCCCAGGGGAGCCUCUACCCCUCUGACAGUCAAGUCUCCAAAGAAGUAAAGACAUACCAUUCUGAGAAGAGUGAGGGAGAGGACAGGGAGGAAGAGGAAGGAGAGAAAUAUCAGAAAAGAGAGCAUGGGGAUGGUGGCAGUGAAGAGAAACACCUAGAAGAGCCAGGAGAGACACCAAAUGCCUUUCUUGACAAAAGAAAUCAGGCCACAGCUAAGAAGGAAGAGGAGGUAGUGUCCAGAUACGACACACACUCGGCCAGGCUCCCUGAGGAAAAGACACACAGCCAGGAGAGGAGUAGCCAAGAGAGUCCAGAAGAGACAAGGAGCCAGGAGAAACACGUCCAAGAGUCUAAAAGUCAGCCUGGGAGCCAGGAAGAAUCUGAGGAAAGUGAGGAAGAUGCCAGCCACGAGGUGGACAAACGACGCUUGAGGCCACGACAUCACCAUGGGUGGAGCAGGCCUGACAGGUCAUCUCAGGAAAGGAAUCCUCCCUCUGAGGCAGGGGGACAACCCCAUGAGCAAUCUGAGGAGUCAAACGUGGGCCCGGCCAGCGUGGGGGACAAGAGGGGCCAUUAUCCCACCCACGACAGGGCUUCAGAGGAAGAACCCGAAUAUGGGGAAGAAGUGAGGAGUUACUAUGCAGGCGUCCAGGCUCCUGAGAGCCUGGAGGGGGCACGAUAUUGGAGCAGAGGAAGUGAGAAGUACAGGGCUGCCAGGCCUCCCAGUGAGGAGAUCCAGGAGGAGCAGGACAAGAGAAAUCGCCCCAACUCAGAGCAUGACAACACGGCACGUGGAUAUGGUAAGGACAGCGAGGAAGAGAGGGGCCCAGAGUGGGGGUACCGCUACAGAGCUAGGGGUGGGGAACAUGGUGCCUAUUCUCCUCCAAACAAAGAAGAGAAACGAUUCUUGGGUGAAGGACGCUACCGUGUUCAAGAAAACCAGAUGGACCAGGCACGAAGGCACCUACAAGGGGAGUGGCAAGAGCAGGACAGAAACUACCUCAACUAUGGUGAGGAAAAUGGUGAGGAAGGAGCCCACGGGCCGUGGCAGCAGCAGGAGGACCUGCAAGACACUAAAGACAACAGGGAGGAAGCUAGGCUUCAAGGCAAGCAGUAUGCUCCCUAUCACACCACCGAAAAGAGGAAGAGAUUAGGGGAGCUGCUCAACCCGUACUACGCCCCUUCCCAGUGGAAGAGCAGCCGUUUAGAGAGAAAAGGCAACACGGAUGACAGUUUACUGGAGGGUGAAGAGGGAAAUGGCCUGACCUUGAAUGAGAAGAAUUUCUUCCCAGAAUACAACUAUGACUGGUGGGAGAAAAAGCCCUUUGAGGAGGAUGUGAACUGGGGAUACGAGAAGAGAAACCUCGUCCCCAAACUGGAUCUGAAAAGGCAGUAUGACCGCGUGGCUGAGCUGGACCAGCUCCUGCACUACAGGAAGAAGUCGGCCGAAUUUCCUGACUUCUAUGACUCCGAGGAGCCCCUGAGGCUGCGCCGCACCUCAGACAAUGAGAAGGAUGCGGCUCGCCCAGGAGUGCUGACAGAGGAAGAGGAAAAAGAACUUGAAAACUUGGCUGCAAUGGAUUUGGAGCUACAGAAAAUAGCUGAGAAGUUCAGUGGUAAUCGAAGGGGCUGAUGGUUGUUGGAGCCAAGGGCCUGUUUAAGAAGUAGGCUUCACAUCACCUGUUCCUACCACAUAACUGAGAGACACCAUUUAUUUACCCAGAGGCAGAAAGUAGAAUUUACUAUUUAUUAAGUGCUUGAGGCAAUUAGAAAUGUCUUUAAUUUUUGCCAGAAUGCUAUUGAAAAUAAGAAUAGCAUGACUUGUAGCAUAUUCUUUCUCUGCAAAAAUUGACCUAUUAACAUGCUUGUGACAAUGACUGUGCUACCAUCCUUGAAAAAAACGUGUUUGCAUCUGUUUAAAAUAAUAAAAGAUUCACCUGAAGCCAAAAAGCUUCAUGUUCUCAGAUU
Messenger RNA from Phyllostomus hastatus (greater spear-nosed bat), 2521 nucleotides. RefSeq names its product chromogranin B (gene CHGB). The transcript is spliced from 5 exons. Gene Ontology annotation, cellular component: secretory granule. Lineage: Eukaryota; Metazoa; Chordata; Mammalia; Chiroptera; Phyllostomidae. The coding region runs from base 159 to 2186 and encodes 675 amino acids. The record is from RefSeq and is a predicted model, not a curated record.